AUGCAUGACCCGCACCGCACUAGCGUCCUUUGAUAGAGCUGCGAUAAGGGCCACAUGUUCAGGCAGAGGAACCCUACUCGAGUCGGAUACCUACAGGAGAACUUUGUGCAGCUCAUGAAUUUGCGACCUGUACCCCCAGCCUCUACCCCUCAUUCCUCCAGUAUUGGUAUUGCUUGAUCCAUUUUCUCUGCGCCAUGGAGUUUUUUAAAUCUGCUGUGGCGUCAGCAAUUUCCAAAGGUCCUCCAUUCCCAUAUACUUUCGGCGAUCGAGUCGACGUGGACACCAGCAUUUGGACCCUCUACAAUGGAACUAAGCGUGUAAUUACUCCAACUUAGCACUAGGCAAUGCGCAAAAUUACUGACUCUUACGGUACAGGAAGAUGGAAGUAAUUGUAGCAUAUUUUCUUUCGAUAUCACCACCAACAAAGCACGUCUGCCCAUGGCAAGGAAUGCUGUCAAGAAACUUCGAACCUUGAGGCAUCCAGGAGUGGUUAAGGUAUUGGAAAGCGUGGAGGUAUGGCAUAAGCUACACUGAAUUCGGGGAAGGGUAGUUGACGAAUGUGGAACAGACGGAUACAUACAUUUAUAUUGCUACAGAACGACUUGUGCCAUUAAAAUGGCAUGUAAAAAGGAAGAGCAUGAGCACAGAAACCUUAAAAUGGGGACUCUUUGGUGUUGCUGUAAGGAUGCUUGUUUUUUCAGGAAAGAUAAAUUUACUGAUGGGUGCCUAGCAAACCAUCAAAUUUAUAAACGACGAAGCAUCCUCAGUCCACGGUGCCUUACGAGCGGGGUCCAUAUACACAAGUGAAAGCGGGGAAUGGAGAGUCGGUGGGUUCGAGGUCUUGAGCAGCAUGAAGGAUGAUGAGGCUAUUAUCUACGUAUGUUGGCAUUGAAUAAUGCGGGCGUCCAAUUUGCUGAUUAAAACAACAGAAUUUCGGAAGUUUAGUCCCUGAUGCUGGAAGAUACACACCACCUGAAUUGGCAAAAUCUGGUUGGGAUGCGAUCAAACGGAAUCCUUUACCUGCAGUCGACGCGUACAAUUUUGGUACCCUCAUAUUUGAAGUUUUUAAUGGCGAUUUUAUGGGAGGCGAUCAAGCUGGACAAACCAAGAAUGUUCCCCCAAGCAUGCAUUCGAGCUACAAGAGACUGGUCAAUGCAAAUCCGAAAGCCAGAGUGACGGUUGCCAACUUUUUGGAUCAAGGACGCAGGAAUGGGGGUUUCUUUGAAACACCAUUGAUCAAACUCACCGAAAGUGUAGAUAACCUAGGGAUGAAAAGUGAAGAGGAGCGAGAAGAGUUUUUAAAGUAUAGACAAAAGCUCAACCCAUCGGUUUUGCGCCAUUAGCUAACACAAAAACAGUGACCUCGACCAAUUAUCUGAUGAUUUCCCGGAAGAUUAUUUCAAAAUGAAAGUUCUCCCUGAAUUACUGAAAUCUGUGGAAUUUGGAGGCGGCGGACCAAAAGUCUUCGGUGUUGUCAUGAAGAUCAGCAAAAAGCUCACUGAUGAGGAAUUUGAAAGCAAAGUUACGCCCGCUGUAGUACGACUUUUCACCAGCCCUGACAGAGCUAUUCGGGUUUGUUUACUCGAUAACUUACCAAUCAUGAUCGACAGGCUACCACAGAAGGUGGUCAAUGACAAGAUAUUUCCACAAAUGGUAUGCAUUCAUGAACUCCACAAAUAUAUAUUGCUUACAAUUCCAGGUUACCGGGUUCACGGACGUUGCUCCCAUGGUUAGAGAGCAAACCGUCAAGGCUGUUCUUACGAUCAUUGGGAAGCUUUCUGACAGAACCAUCAACGGAGAGCUGUUAAAAUAUCUAGCCAAGACAUCGAAUGAUGAGCAACCUGGAAUUAGAACCAACACAACUAUUUGUUUGGGCAAGAUUUCAAAGAAUUUAGGUGUCGGUAAUAGGUCGAAAGUUUUGAUUGCAGCAUUUACCCGCUCUCUUCGCGAUCCUUUUGUUCAUGCUCGAAAUGCAGCUUUGAUGGCACUAGCCGCCACUUCUGAUGUUUACAGUGAGGACGAUUGUGCAAAUCGAAUAUUGCCUAGUCUCUGUCCUUGCUUAAUUGACAAGGAGAAACUUGUCCGAGAUCAGGCAAUCAAGACAAUGGAUCUGUUCAUGCAACGUAUUCGAAAGUUUGCAGAUACAAUGGCAGCUACAGCUUUGCCACCCCCGACUGCUGUUGACGCUUCCACUGGCUCAGUACCUCGCAUGGGUACACCCCAACCAAGCGAUGCAGCUUCUUGGACUGGUUGGGCCAUAUCUUCCUUUACAAAUAAAGUCGCCUUAGCAACUGGUGAAAUCCAGACUUCGGCAAAUGGCACAGCACCCACAGACGCCCGUUCCAGUUCCACGCCAGCAGCGAAUGAGGCUCGGCGACCAAACACAUCUACCGCAUCAGCAUCCACUCUCCACCGUCAAGCAGUAGUGUCACCCCCCGCAACCUCAACGCGGAACUCCUCUACCACAAACGACUACUUCGCCGAACCCACGCCAUAUGAAGGAUUCGACGAUCCAUGGGGCAACAUGGAAGAAGAAGCCUUUUUCGACGCCUCAUCUGACGCUCCAAAGCCAAGCCUCAAAUCAAAAGCAGUCGCAUCCGCAAAUCCGUUUGAAGAUAACGAGGAACCUGAUUUCGCAGGCUGGCUGGCUGCCCAAGCAGGGAAGAAACCCGGUUCUAAAGUUCUGCCUAAGGGUCUAGCGAAACCCGCUGCUGGACGACCUGCAUCUUCGAGGGUCGCGUCUACCGGGACGGUGGGUGGUGCUGGGGCGAAGAAGGCCGCUGCUACGGCGACGAAACCGAAACCUGUUGUGGCGAAGAAGAUUGAUACCGCGCCGAAGAAUACGGAUGAUGACGAGGGGUGGGGCGAUGGUUGGUAGUGUGGACUUUGGGAAUUAUAAGACGAGGCAUGGAUUGGAGUUCGGGAGGGGGUUUCUUGUGUAUGGCAUAGCAAUGGCGUUCGGAUACCAGGAUUUCGUGUAGUGUCGAUGUGAAAAGUAACUAUCGUC
This is a messenger RNA of Hymenoscyphus albidus, 3007 nucleotides long. NCBI's taxonomy places the organism in Eukaryota, Fungi, Ascomycota, Leotiomycetes, Helotiales, Helotiaceae. The record is from the annotation of a GenBank genome assembly.